GUCUGUAUGCACCUCUCUAUUAGACAAAGAAUGAAUGAGCAAACGAAUUGGUCAGUCAAUUGAGGGAAAUUAAAAAUAGCCAUGGAUCAACAGCAGGAGAGAGCGGGAGCUCAGGUGCCACCGGCUGGCGAUUCCUCAGCCAUUCUCUCAGUGUUCCUCGCUUUCAUCGGUAUAUUUGCCAUGAUAUUGAUUCCAUCAGCUUCAAAUAUCAAUAGUAGUUUAUCCAUUUUGCACCAAGUCCCAGAAGGCCAUGUUGGGGUAUACUGGAGAGGGGGUGCUCUUCUAGAUACAAUUACUGGUCCAGGUUUCCAUCUGAAGUUGCCUUUGAUAACCCAGUAUGAGCCUGUUCAAGUAACCCUUCAGACUGAUCAGGUGACUGACAUUCCUUGUGGGACCAAAGGUGGUGUCAUGAUCAACUUUGAGAAGAUAGAAGUUGUUAAUCGGCUUCGUAAGGAAUAUGUGUAUGAGACACUGCAUGACUAUGGUGUGCAAUAUGACAAGACUUGGAUAUAUGACAAGAUUCAUCAUGAGAUCAAUCAGUUCUGCAGCUCUCAUUCUCUUCAACAAGUCUAUAUUGAUGUGUUUGAUCAGAUUGAUGAAAAGAUGAAAGAUGCUCUUCAGGUUGACUGCACACAAUAUGCUCCAGGCAUUGAAAUUAUCAGUGUGCGUGUCACAAAGCCUACUAUUCCAGAUAGUAUUAGACAGAAUUUUGAACAGAUGGAAGAGGAACGGACUAAGGUGUUAAUUGCAAUUGAGAGACAGAAAGUGGCGGAGAAAGAGGCUGAGACAGACAAGAAGAUGGCCAUAAGUGAAGCAGAAAAGAAUUCCAAUGUUAGCAAGAUCCUCAUGGAGCAGAAGUUGAUGGAGAGGGAAAGUGCCAGGAGGCAGGAAGAAAUUGAAAACCAAAUGUACUUGGCUCGUCAAAAGAGCUUGUCAGAUGCUGAUUUCUACCGCUUAAUGAAAGAAGCUGAAGCAAACGAGUUAAUGCUUACUCCCCAAUAUCUUGAGCUUAAAUUUAUUGAGGCCAUAGCUGAUAAUACAAAAAUUUUCUUUGGCGACAAGGUACCCAGUAUGAUUUUUGAUCAGAGACUGCUAGGAAGCUUCCUUCAAGAGGUCUCCAAAAAUAUAUCUAGGGAGAUCAGAGCAGCCGCUUAAAUUCUAAUUAGUGUAUAUUAUAAUAUAAGUUGGUGAGGAAACUGCCACAAAACAAGAAGAACGGAUUGAUUUGUUUCCCAAUCUACAUUUUGCCUUUGGUAGGGGCAAUCACUGUUUUUCUUGGCCACCAGUUGCAGGGGUUGCCAAUCCGUUGAAUGAAUUCCAACUGUUUACUGCAAAAACCAUGCAAUUACAGUUACAGGUGUCUAUCAGUCAUGAUAUAUAUGCUUGUUUUUAUUCCCA
Mangifera indica (mango) is the source of this 1398-nucleotide messenger RNA. RefSeq names its product erlin-1-like. Gene Ontology annotation, molecular function: cholesterol binding; ubiquitin protein ligase binding. Gene Ontology annotation, biological process: SREBP signaling pathway. The record is from RefSeq and is a predicted model, not a curated record. The transcript has 9 exons. NCBI's taxonomy places the organism in Eukaryota, Viridiplantae, Streptophyta, Magnoliopsida, Sapindales, Anacardiaceae. The coding region runs from base 82 to 1155 and encodes 357 amino acids. Gene Ontology annotation, cellular component: endoplasmic reticulum; endoplasmic reticulum membrane.